UCUAGAUAAUUUUUCCAAUAAUAUUUUUCUCUACAAUCUAUUAAAUAUCAUAGGAAAUCUAGUUUUGUGUGAUUCAAAUCAAAGAUUGUAAAAAGAAUCAAACUUGACACACUCCAUGACAUAAUCAUAUCCUAAUUUCUAGUGAAUCCCCCCAUAACCAAAACUCCCAAGUCCCAAACAAUGAAAAAUGCAAUCCUAACAUUAACAACAACAUUGAAUUGAAAAGCCUAAUAAUUAGUCCACCGAUUGACAAUCAAAUGAUUUCCCAUUUCUCUCUUCUUCACUCCCCUCUUUCUCGUUCGUCUCUUUCUCUCUCUUCUUCUUUCACCUCUUUUCGUCGAUCUCUCUUGUCACAAAAACUCCCCUUAAAAAGCUUUUCUCUUAUGGAUUCUCAACAAAGUUCUUCUGUUGAACAAUUGAGUGAAGAUUUCAAGAAUCAGAAGCUAACCCACCAAAGUAAUCGCACCAAAUUGAAGCUAGAAGAGCUUAAUUGGGAUCAUUCUUUUGUUCGGGAAUUGCCGGGUGAUUCUAGGGCUGAUAAUAUACCUCGUCAGGUCUUCCAUGCUUGUUAUACAAAAGUUUCACCCUCUCUAGAGGUGGAUAACCCACAGCUUGUUGCUUGGUCUGAAUCAGUUGCUGAAUCUCUGGAGUUGGAUCCUAAAGAGUUCGAGCGGCCUGAUUUCCCACUAAUAUUUUCUGGAGUGUCUCCGUUUUUUGGAUCAUUGCCAUAUGCUCAAUGUUACGGAGGCCAUCAGUUCGGUACAUGGGCUGGGCAGUUGGGUGAUGGUCGGGCAAUUACUCUUGGGGAAAUCGUGAAUUCUAACAAGGAAAGGUGGGAAUUACAACUGAAAGGUGCCGGAAAGACCCCAUACAGCCGUUUUGCAGAUGGACUUGCUGUUCUUCGUAGUAGCAUUCGCGAAUUCCUUUGCAGUGAAGCAAUGCAUAGUCUUGGAAUCCCCACAACGCGUGCCCUUUGUCUUGUAACUACUGGAAAAUUGGUCGUCCGGGAUAUGUUUUAUGAUGGCAAUCCAAAGGAAGAACCUGGUGCCAUCGUUUGUAGAGUUGCUCCGUCCUUUUUACGUUUUGGUUCAUACCAGAUACAUGCCUCAAGAGGAAAGGAGGACCUUGAUAUUGUUCGGCUUCUUGCAGAUUAUGCGAUUCGGCAUCACUUCCCUCAUAUUGAGAAUAUGAACAAGAGUGAAAGCUUAUCUUUCAGCACAGGCUUUGGCGACGAGUCAGUUGUGGAUCUCAGUUCCAAUAAAUAUGCAGCCUGGGCUGUUGAAGUUGCUGAAUCUACUGCUUCACUGAUUGCUGGCUGGCAGGGAGUUGGUUUCACACAUGGUGUAAUGAACACCGACAAUAUGAGCAUCUUGGGUCUUACGAUUGAUUACGGUCCCUUUGGGUUCUUAGAUGCGUUUGAUCCUAGUUAUACCCCAAACACGACCGAUCUUCCUGGUAGAAGAUACUGCUUUGCAAAUCAACCUGAUGUAGGCUUAUGGAACAUCGCACAGUUUUCUGCAACCUUACAAGCAGCUAAAUUGCUAGAGGAAAAGGAGGCUAAUUACGUCAUGGAAAGAUAUGGAACCAAAUUCAUGGAUUAUUAUCAGGCAAUCAUGACAAAAAAACUUGGAUUGCCCAAAUACAAUAAGGAUUUGAUUAGUAAACUUCUUAACAACAUGGCGGUCGAUAAAGUUGAUUACACAAACUUUUUUCGACUUCUUUCCAACAUUAAAGCUGACCCAAGUAUUCCGGAUUCUGAACUGUUGAAACCCUUGAAGGCAGUUCUGCUAGAUAUUGGCCAGGAACGCAGGGAAGCAUGGACUAGCUGGAUGAAGUACUAUGUGCAGGAGCUGGCUUCUAGUGAAGUUCCUGACGAGGAGAGGAAAGUUGCUAUGGAUUCUGUUAAUCCGAAAUACAUCCUGCGGAAUUAUCUAUGCCAAACUGCCAUUGAUGCAGCUGAGCAAGGGGACUUUAGUGAGGUACGACAGCUAUUGAAAGUCAUGGAACGACCUUAUGAUGAGCAACCCGGGAUGGAGAAAUAUGCUCGCUUACCUCCGGCCUGGGCAUAUCGGCCUGGCGUUGGUAUGCUAUCCUGUUCUUCCUAAUCGACUUUUUGUGACUUGGUCUCAAUUACGGAACGACAUAUUCAUCAAGGAGCGUACAGAUCUACUUGUACAUAAAUAGUUACCAUGUUGUUUCUUUUUCUUGUUUGAGGUUAAUCUAGACCUAAGCUUCUCUUUUUUUCCUCGGUUCACAAGCUCAAGAUAUAUGCACCAUUAAUCAUUAUUGUUGCGAUAUCACUGUAAUACCCUAGUUGUAUUUCUAUUGUUUUGCAUUAGUCUACAUUUACAUGA
Messenger RNA from Amaranthus tricolor (Joseph's coat), 2354 nucleotides. RefSeq lists its product as uncharacterized. Lineage: Eukaryota; Viridiplantae; Streptophyta; Magnoliopsida; Caryophyllales; Amaranthaceae. The record is from RefSeq and is a predicted model, not a curated record. Bases 258 to 2105 code for a protein of 615 amino acids. The transcript is spliced from 8 exons.